Messenger RNA from Asparagus officinalis (garden asparagus), 1001 nucleotides. Its product is annotated as serine/threonine-protein kinase rio2-like. NCBI's taxonomy places the organism in Eukaryota, Viridiplantae, Streptophyta, Magnoliopsida, Asparagales, Asparagaceae. The transcript is spliced from 7 exons. Gene Ontology annotation, cellular component: nucleus; preribosome, small subunit precursor; cytosol. Bases 212 to 991 code for a protein of 259 amino acids. Gene Ontology annotation, biological process: protein phosphorylation; maturation of SSU-rRNA. Gene Ontology annotation, molecular function: protein serine/threonine kinase activity; ATP binding. The record is from RefSeq and is a predicted model, not a curated record.
UUUGUGGAGAAGAAAAACCUCGGGGUUCUUCUGCAACAGCCUCAAAGUUCGGUGGAGAUUUCUCGAAUUAGUAAUAGCCAGGGCUUCAUCUGAGCAUCAAAGACCCUCUCUCCUUUUCUCUUCUCUCUCCUCUUUCUGACGACACCGCCGAUCUCAAAAUUAUUUAGGGCUUUGGGAAAAGGCACUAAAUUUUUCCUCAAAGUUCAUCGCUAUGAAGCUCGAUGUCAAUGCUUUGCGUUACCUCUCCAAGGAUGAUUUUAGGGUUUUAACCGCCGUAGAGAUGGGCAUGAGAAAUCAUGAAAUCGUUCCGGCUGAGCUUGUUGAUCGAAUAGCCGGCCUCAAGCACGGAGGCACGUAUAAGGUGCUGAAGAAUUUGCUCAAGCACAAGCUCGUCCACCAUGAUUCAUCAAAAUAUGAUGGGUUUCGGCUUACCUACUUAGGCUAUGACUUCCUAGCAAUCAAAACUCUCGUAAACCGGGGAGUCUUUUCCGCAGUUGGCCGCCAAAUUGGAGUUGGAAAAGAGUCAGAUAUAUUUGAGGUUGCCACUGAAGACGGGACAAUCAUGGCAAUGAAGCUGCAUAGGUUGGGGAGAAUUUCUUUCAGGGCAGUGAAGUCUAAGCGAGAUUAUCUGAUGCAUCGAAGCAGCUACAAUUGGCUUUACUUGUCACGACUUGCUGCACUGAAGGAAUAUGCCUUUAUGAAGGCUCUAGGAGAGCAUGGAUUUCCUGUUCCAGAAGCUGUGGAUUGUAAUCGGCAUUGCGUGAUAAUGUCCCUAGUUCAGGGUUAUCCAUUGGUCCAAGUGAAAGAGUUGGGAAAUCCUGAUGAAGUGUUUGAUACAAUUAUCAAUCUUGUUGUUCGUCUAGCUGAACAUGGACUUAUCCAUUGCGAUUUCAAUGAAUUCAACAUUAUGGUUUGUGUUCUGUUUCUUAUUUCCAUUUCUCCUCUAUUGUUUAUCACAGUUGAUUUGAUCAGAUGCUCACAUAUUCUCUGAAGUUUUCAUA